Messenger RNA from Agrilus planipennis (emerald ash borer), 3139 nucleotides. RefSeq names its product zinc finger protein 664-like. The record is from RefSeq and is a predicted model, not a curated record. Lineage: Eukaryota; Metazoa; Arthropoda; Insecta; Coleoptera; Buprestidae. The transcript has a single exon. The coding region runs from base 150 to 1376 and encodes 408 amino acids.
AUAUGUACCUGACGAUUAUGUAAAAGUUCUGGUUGCUUAAUAAUGGCGAAACAUUGUGUUAAUCCAACGGAAACGAGAAGAAAACGUUGCUAAAAUUUUCUUCCGUCUGUAUAUUAUUUUUCUAAUCCAAAUAAAUUUUUUACAGAUUAAUGCCACGCUUGCUGAUGCCGAUUGUUCAAAUAAAUGAGUUUCAAACACCACAGAACAGAACCCCGAGAAAACGGGGUCGUCCUCGAAAAAUAAGCACCUCACUGGAAGCAACUGAAACGAAACCAAUAAAGAAAGAAUCAGACAACACAGAAGAGGAUCAAAACGACGAAAAAAGUAUAGAUUUGAAUGAUGAUAACAUAGAAAUCGAAGUCGAUUUCAGUGAUAAAGCUUCAGAGGGAGGCGAAGUCGCGAAAUAUUUCUGUCCCAACUGCGUCACUCUUCAGACUAUGACCGAAAAAGAGUUGAGAAAACACUUCAAAGUAGCGCAUAGAGGCAAACGUCUCCGAAACAUCCACCUCUAUUCUGGCGAACUACUCAAGUGCGAAAUAUGCCCGAAACAAUUCAAGACAAACAAGAGCUUAAAAGAACACCUGGAAUUCCACAGUAAUCAAUACACUUGCGAGACGUGCUACUCGUGCUUCCGAAAGAUCGGCGAGUACAUCAUUCAUCUUCGCGCACAUUCGGAAGAGAACAUCUUCAAGUGCGUCGUGUGCGAUUACAGCACCGAAUCGAUAAACGAGAUCAAAGGUCACAUUUCGGACGAUCACGAGGGCAACACUUACAAAUACAAGUGCGUUGUUUGCGACAAAGGUUUCCACUUGUUGUCGUGGUUCGAAGAGCACAACAACUUUCACACAGGUACCAAACCUUUCGAGUGCGAUUUUUGCGGAAAAUUCUUCAUGUACAGCCGCCACUUGUACGUGCACAAGAAGACGACCCACGGAGUCGAAGGCGAGCCAGUUUUGCACGAAUGCGUCGUGUGCAAAAAGCAAUACCAACACAAAAACAGCCUGAAACUGCACAUGAACGUGCACACCGGUAACUUAGCCAUUUGUGACAUUUGCGGCAAGCAGCUGUCGAGUAAGGAGAAGCUGAAGUUUCACAUGAGAACCCACACGGGUUAUAAACCGUUCAGUUGCAACUACUGCGGCAAGUGUUUCACUAAAAAACCGAUCCUUGUGGAACACGAACGUAUUCACACCGGCGAGAAACCGUACGGUUGUCAGUAUUGCUUUAAGGCUUUCUCGCAAAGGUCGAGCUUGGUCAUACACGAACGCGGUCACACCGGCGAGCGCCCUUACGUCUGUCAUCUCUGUACCAAAGGGUUCGUUUCCAGGGCCAUGCUCAACAUACACAUCAGGUCUUGUAAAGGCUAUCUUAAGUAAGAGAGAUUACAAGGGCUGUUAACGUUACUAUACAAUUGCGUAGGAAUGUUUUAAGUUAUUUUUUAAUUACCUACACGUAGUGCUUGAAUUCAGUGUUUGACAUUGACUUGGUUACUACACAAUGAACUUUAUAAAUAAAUAAUAAUCAGUAGAGAUAGGUGUUAAUACACAUACAUAUAUAUAGGUGCAUAGUACGGUUCCCUUAUUGGGAAACUACCGGGGUCAAGCUGAUAAUCAGUUUUUCCGAAUUUCGCGAUAGUUCAGUCAUUUCUUCUAAACAUUUGCGCCAUUUUGUACUGUCGCCAUUUGCCAAAGUCUCCUCCUUGUUCAGGCAUAUUAAUUAAUAACAAAUUAAUCCUGAAAUUAUACCGUGUGAUCAAGGAUGGUAAGUCGACAAGAGGCGAUCUAUUACAGUGAAACAUCAAACAUUUUCAGUCAUUUACAUCACAAGUCAAAAUAUGUUGAAAAAUAAUUCAUAUCCGAAGUGGUCAAAUUAGGAAUUCAGCAGAAAAAGCAACAUGUUAUGAUCACAGGAUUAUUUACCUAUCUAACGAUCAAUAUUUCUACGUACAUAUUGAUUAAAUGAUUACCUAUACUUUAAAAAAAAUCGAUAUAUAAUAUUUCGAUACCAUUCUCUAGAUUGGGCUACCGCGAGAAUCGAAAAAAGAAGAUUGAUUUUGGAAUACUUUAGCAUCACUACAAUAUCUCGCCCAGUUUUGAUGAUUUUUUAUGACGUUUUUAAUUCAUACUCAUUGUUUAUUUUAUAAUAAGAAAAAAAAACUGAUUUAUAAUUCUUCUGAUACUUUUAACUGAAUAAAUAUUAAGUGAAUCGAUUAAUUUUAUGUAGGGUAAGUAAAAGUCUUUUGUUCAACAAAAUAUGUAUUUCUGAAUGGAGAAGACGUUUUUGUAAUAUUUGUGAAAUGUAAUAAAAGUUACGGUCCCAUGUCAGAGAGUACCUACAAUUGGUACUUUUAUGGUCAUUUACACGUAGUGUAUUGUUAUCAGACUAAUAUUGUAAAUGAUUUUAUUAUAUGCGAACACACAUUUAUUAUAACGCUCUGUAUUUAUAGAUAAUUUUUUGUCGAAACCAUUAGGACGUAAUAAUUAGCGAAUAUGUAAGUAAUAAGCAACAAGUUGAAUGUAAGGAAAAUUAUAUUAAUAAAUAAACUAUUAAAUGUCCCGCACUAUCAUAAAACUUUGACAAUAACAUAAGACUUGUUUAAGUGUGUUUUUGGGACUUCCUGUACUUGACAAUGGAAUGGUAAGUUUGUAAAAUUUUUAACAAUGGUUAAUUGUAUUUUUUGUAGGUUUACAAGAGCACGAGUUCGUCGUUUUUUAUGGAUAAAUAACAGGGGAAACUCCAUUUACAGCUGGAAAUUUAGUUCGCAUUUUGUUGUGUUUCCAUAAUUUUUUGUGUUUUUAUCUUUUUAUGAGUCAUGUUAUUUUUAGAACAUACUGGGAAAUUCAAAGAAGCGAUUCGUUUAAAAGAUAAACUUCAGAAAUGCGCAUAUUUUGGAACUUACAAAUACAACAGAAAGUAUAUGCAGGAUUUAUCAUUUUUCCAUUUUUUUCUUUAUCUGUUUUACGUUUUAGCGAGUAUUUCUUCACACCGGCAUUUGAUCACCCUGAUGUUAGAAAUAACAGACAAUUUAUUUGAUUUUGUUUAUUGUCACUGGCGGUUUAACAGGGUAAUAAACAAAACCAGUUUUACUCAAAAAAUGUGAUUGUUCGCCCAUUAAAAUUACAAUAAAAUUGAAAAGUGG